Molecule: messenger RNA, 2484 nt
Organism: Siniperca chuatsi (mandarin fish)
Lineage: Eukaryota; Metazoa; Chordata; Actinopteri; Centrarchiformes; Sinipercidae
Gene: henmt1
Product: HEN methyltransferase 1
Exons: 10
Coding region: 55-1377 (440 amino acids)
Biological process (GO): RNA methylation; siRNA processing; piRNA processing
Cellular component (GO): cytoplasm; nucleus
Molecular function (GO): O-methyltransferase activity; RNA methyltransferase activity
Source: RefSeq, a predicted model, not a curated record
CUGGGGUCCGGCGGGGCUAUAGACGUUUACGUUAGCCGAAUAAAACGUUAAAAGAUGGACCCAAUGUUCAGUCCGCCGCUGCAUGUGCAGAGACAUCAAUUUGUUAUCGAUUUUGUCAAGAGGAACAAACCCCAAAAGGUGGUGGACUUGGGGUGCAGUGAGUGCAGCCUCCUCAAAAAACUGAAGUUUCACCGUGAAAUAGAACUGCUGGUUGGAGUGGACAUCAACGGUGCCCAAUUAAAAAGAAAGAUGCAUGGAUUAGCUCCUAUAUCAACUUACUAUCUGCAGCCAACUUAUGAUCAGCUGCGCAUUGAGCUGUACCAGGGCUCAGUCACACAGAAAGACGUCCGCCUCAGAGGAUUUGAUCUCGUGACCAGUAUAGAGCUCAUAGAGCACCUCACUCUUGCUGAUGUAGACCGCUUCUCUGAGGUGGUGUUUGGGUACAUGACCCCAGUGGCGGUUAUCGUCAGCACCCCAAACUCUGAGUUCAACCCCCUUUUUCCUGGACUGUCAGGUUUCAGGCACAGUGACCACAAGUUUGAGUGGACCAGAGCAGAGUUCAAGUCCUGGGCUCUUAAGGUGUGUUUGGAGUACGGUUAUGAGGUGGAGUUCACUGGUGUUGGACAGGCACCGCCAGGCCAGCAGGAGAGAGUCGGCUUCUGCUCCCAGAUUGGUGUGUUUCACCGGCUCGGGGGGAGAGAUGUCUACAACAUGUUGCUUGGUGAUGAUGCCGAGGAUGUGUUUUCUUACACACUGCUGUAUAGUAUAAACUACCCCAGCCUCCGUGACAACAACAUCUUGCGGAGGGUCCUGGUGAGUGAGGUGUUGUACUGGGCAGAAAAGCUGAAGAAAAGAUGGAUCGAGGCUGGCGAGCUGCAGACUGGCGAGAGGGACGACACUUACACACCGUGCCAGACUGAGGGACGAGGGGAGGAAUGUCUCAGAGCGUCAGAGCGAUGCAUGGAGAUGGAAGAGAAACAGACAGCAGCAUGUGGAGCAGAGAUGGAAAAUCCAGUGGAGCAAUGUGGCAGAGGUGUGUCAGAGGAUAAGGAAAGAGAGGAUGAAAAGUUGUUUUGGACAAAUGUCCAAGGACAACAGGAGUCUUGCAAAUUGCACAGGUAUGUGUCUGUACCUCUGGCUGUGCUGUGGUCCCGCUGCCCCAAAAUCUGUGCCCUGAGUGGAAAUCUCAGUAAUCUCCGACAUUUCCUGAUGGAGGCCCCUGAAGUUAAACUGAGCCAGGAUGGCUGGGCUGUGCUUGUACAGGACCAUGACCUUGAAGAAGAGGAUCACAAUUAUCUGGAGGACAGUGGGUAUGCAGAGGCCAGCCAGUGCUCCCACAGUGCUGAGCAAGAGGAAGCGUGGGGGACAAAUGUUUGAUCUGCAAGAUACAACUUUGUUGUCGGGACAAAGCACGCCAGGUGAAAUAAUUUCUCCGUCUCGUCUCUCAUCUCUACUCUCCGUGUGUGUGUGUGUGUGUGUGUGUGUGUGUGUGUGUGUGUGUGUGUGUGUGCGCGCGCGCGCGCGUGCAUGCUUCACUCAAUGACUGGUUGGCCACUAAACCAGUGCUUUUUUUUUUUUUGUUCAAAUUGAGUAAGUGGGGCGGGGCAUCCUGUCUGUGGGAGGGAGCGAGUCAUCAACGAUGGUUACUCAGCUCUGCAGAUCAACCACUGUGCAUUGCAGUUUUUCAUUCAUUUCCUCAUCAACGAGCUAUGUAGAUUCCCCCAAUACAACUACUUAUUCCCAAUAUUGUAUUGUAGGCUACAGAAGUUAUGCUGCUUUUCUAAGCUCACAAGAGACAUUUCUGAAAUUGCAAGCACACUUACAAAAUGCAGACGUAAUGCAAUCCGAAGGAAAUCCUGUGGCCUCAUUGAAAGGCAUCAGUAAUUAUUGUAAAGUACCUACAACGCAAUAAGGCACUGCACACAUAACUGGCUGACGAUCUGUCAUGACUACAAGGGCAAGUGCAUUCCAUUUAAAUUUCCCCCGCCCACUUUCCUCCAUGUGACCUAUGCUGUUACGUAAUACCAAGGGCUGAGGGUAAGUGAAUCGAUUUCCUCAUCUAAGUCAGCAAGAAAGUGAACCAAAAUGUCGAACUAUUCGUUCAAAAACCUGAAAAUCAAUACAGAUAAAGUACAACAUGCUACCUUGUCUGUUGGCCAAAUAUAAAGUGCACCGUAAGCCAUAAAAGUACUUCAAACCAUCCCCAGUCUUCAGUAUGAAAAGCAUGAUUCAUAGUUGGACAUUUUUAGAUCCCACAAACACAAUGACUAACAUUUUUAUUUUUUAAGAGCCCCUCUUGACACCACAUAAUAAUAAAACCACAGAUACUCUUCUGCUGUUCUGCCUCACAGCUUUUUACUGCAUGACAGCUGCUUCCUGAAAUAUGACACAGGUCUCAGGUGUGAUUGUUAACUUCCCUAAAACAACUUACUGCUACUCUAUUUUGUACUCAUUGCCUACAAUAAAAAACAUAUGACUUGCUGA